AUGCGUGCCACAAUAGAACACUACGGUGAAUUCGCGAAGUUGCCGCCGGUUGAAGUUUUGGCGACUCUUGGCAACGAAGAUUUAACGAUCAGGCUAAGUGAUACCGGGGGCGGAAUUUCAAGGAAUGCCAUCGAUCAAAUAUUUCGAUACACUUAUACUACAGCACCACCGCCCGAUAUGGCCGGUUAUAAUGCACCACUAGCUGGAUUGGGCUAUGGUCUCCCAUUGUCACGUUUGUACGCCCGUUAUUUCCACGGCGAUUUGACGGUGAUUUCAAUGGAAGGCUAUGGCACCGAAGCAUUCCUCUAUGUUAAGGCUUUACCCUACAAAGCCAGUGAAAAACUGCCGACGUACAGUACAUCAUCACAUCGCAAUUUAACGAUGAGUCGCCAAGCUGCUGACUGGGCCUAUGGUUUCCCGGACACGCACGACAAGAAUAAAUAA
This is a messenger RNA of Gongylonema pulchrum, 444 nucleotides long. Lineage: Eukaryota; Metazoa; Nematoda; Chromadorea; Rhabditida; Gongylonematidae. The record is from the annotation of a GenBank genome assembly.